AUGACUCCAUCAGAAGCACAAAAAGACUGCAUCAUGCAAUUGAAUGCUCUAGAUGAACUAAGAAAGAUGGUUUUCUCGCAUAUAAAAAUUACUCAACAUCAACAUGCUAAAUGGCAUGAUAAAUAUAUUGAGAGAAAAUUUAAAUCUGGAGAUUGGGCAUUGUUAUAUGAUUCUAGAUAUAAGGAUUCAAUGGGGAAGCUGCAGACACGUUGGUUGGGCGCAUAUGAGAUUGUUGAAGUUUUUGAAAAUAGAGCAGUUCGGUUGGCAACAAUAGACCUAGUUAGAUUCAAACUUUUGGUCAAUGGUCAUCGAAUACGUCUUUAUCAUAAGACUUCUACAAAACAAGACUUCCUGCAACAAUUUGACAACCAAGUGAAAACCACAGUUCCUGCCGCCUCUGCAGGGGGCCUUCUUGACCCAGAGUCUUAA
This is a messenger RNA of Cryptomeria japonica (Japanese cedar), 429 nucleotides long. RefSeq lists its product as uncharacterized. The record is from RefSeq and is a predicted model, not a curated record. NCBI's taxonomy places the organism in Eukaryota, Viridiplantae, Streptophyta, Pinopsida, Cupressales, Cupressaceae. The coding region runs from base 1 to 429 and encodes 142 amino acids. The transcript has a single exon.